Molecule: messenger RNA, 1200 nt
Organism: Geosmithia morbida
Lineage: Eukaryota; Fungi; Ascomycota; Sordariomycetes; Hypocreales; Bionectriaceae
Product: FAD dependent oxidoreductase
Exons: 3
Coding region: 1-1200 (399 amino acids)
Cellular component (GO): cytoplasm
Molecular function (GO): oxidoreductase activity
Source: RefSeq, a predicted model, not a curated record
AUGGUUCUUCCUGGAGCCAACCCCGGCAGAUCCUACUGGAUCGAGGCCGCAAGUUCGCCCCUACACGACCAUCGAUCAACCGAGGAGCUCCCGCAGACGACAGAUGUAGCCAUCAUCGGCGGAGGCUACACGGGUGCGGCCACCGCCUAUUGGCUGGACAAGAAUACCCAGGGCCAUGCAAAGCAGCCGUCGAUGCUUCUCUUGGAAGCUCGCGGCAUCUGUUCAGGCGCCACGGGUCGGAACGGUGGCCAGCUACGACCUCAUGCGUACUCGCGGUAUCCGAUCUGGGCAGCGCGCUUUGGCGCGCAGACUGCCAUGGAACUGAUCCGGCAUGAGAUGGAACACCUCGCGGCCUUCAGGGAGCUGGCCGAGGAGGAGGGUAUUACGGAGGAGAUAUGUCUCCAGUUUGGCGAAACCUUUGAUGCAGCCAUGACCGAGGAGGCUUGGACACGACUGAAGGGGGCUCUUGAUGCCAUGCGAAGGGACCACGGCGACGAGAACGACAUCGUCCAAGCCUGCAAGGUCAUCUCAGAUGCUGCCGAGGCCCAGGACUUUUCGCAGAUGAAGGGCGCUCUGGCCGCCGUGGUGCAUCCUGCUGGUCAACUGUGGCCAUACAAGUUCGUCCAUGCAAUUCUACGCAUCGUCAUGGCACGCGGAAACCUCAACGUACAGGCAUACACACCUGUAGAUCAAGUCUCGGAGCGGGACGCGGACGGAUGGAUACGCAUAUCAACCCUGCGAGGGCAUGUGCGCGCCAAGACUGUCGUGCAUGCGACCAACGCCUGGGCAUCGCACGUCCUUCCCGAGUACAGAAAGCUGAUCCUGCCCGUAAGAGGAACGCUUGCCGCUAUCAAGGCCCCCCCGGGCUUCAUCAAGCACACGGGUGCACAGCACUGGGAUGCCGUCGUCAACAACUACCACCUUCAGCUUCCGGCCCCAUACAACGUCAUCCUUCUUGGCGGAGCGCGGCAGUUUCUGGUACACCGACCUUCGGAAUGCGUCUUCAGAGGCGAUGACGACAGGCAGAUGCCAGGAGUUGCAGAGUUCCUCCGAACCUGGCCAUCUUCAGACGUCGUGGGAUGGCCCAUCUCCGAGGCGCACACCGAGCUUGCAGACGAGGCCGACUGCUGGACAGGAAGUUGGUGCGCCUUUACCUUGAGAGAUGAUGUCGAAGAGACUAACCAGAGUGGCACCGAAUAG